AUGUUUUCAUCCAACAAGAGAAUACUCAUCACAUUGUUGUUAUUGGUGAUUGUGGUGAUUGUGUCCAUCCAUGCACAAGCAACACCAGAACCAUCAUCUGCAAGUGAUCCACCUCAACCUGAAUCAUCAGAUCCACCAACACCAGAGCCAUCAUCAACCGUAGAUCCAGAAUCAUCUACAAGUGAUCCACCUCAACCUGAACCAUCAUCUGAAAGUGAUCCACCUCAACCUGAACCAUCAGAUCCACCUCAACCUGAACCAUCAGAUCCACCUCAACCUGAACCAUCAUCGACAGUGGAUCCACCUCAACCUGAAUCAUCAGAUCCACCAACACCAGAGCCAUCAUCAACCGUAGAUCCAGAAUCAUCUACAAGUGAUCCACCUCAACCUGAACCAUCAUCUGAAAGUGAUCCACCUCAACCUGAACCAUCAGAUCCACCUCAACCUGAACCAUCAGAUCCACCUCAACCUGAACCAUCAGAUCCACCAACACCAGAGCCAUCUGAUGCAAGUACAACAACAACACCUGAUCCUCAAGAAUCGAGCACUACAACUUCACCACCAGAAGAAUCAAGCACUCCUACAUCUGAACCAAGCACUCAACCUGAUGAUACCCAACCAACUUCUGACGAUUCUACGAAUACUCUUUCUAUAAACGAAGAUGCCAUGUUUGAAAAUACACUGAGUUUACAAAUGAAGAAAAAUAGAUGUUCAAGAGCGAAUAGAUCUUGUCAUAAGAAAUGCAGAAAGGGAACUGAAAAACGGUAUUACUUGAAUGGUCAUGGAUGUAUUUUCUGUGAGUGUAGCUAA
This is a messenger RNA of Naegleria fowleri, 810 nucleotides long. RefSeq lists its product as uncharacterized. The coding region runs from base 1 to 810 and encodes 269 amino acids. The transcript has a single exon. Lineage: Eukaryota; Heterolobosea; Eutetramitea; Acrasida; Naegleriidae. The record is from RefSeq and is a predicted model, not a curated record.